Chara braunii is the source of this 2471-nucleotide messenger RNA. The record is from the annotation of a GenBank genome assembly. NCBI's taxonomy places the organism in Eukaryota, Viridiplantae, Streptophyta, Charophyceae, Charales, Characeae.
GCGAGAGAAGCCAUGUUGUGAGCGGAAGAGCAGAGGGAGAAAGAGAGGGUGUGCCGAAGGUGGUGGCAUUGGUAAGGUGUCCUCUGAGUAUGCGGGAGACGACAAUGACGGUUUGCAGCAGAAAGCCGUUUUGUGUUUUCUGAGCUCUGCCUUUUCCUGUUCAGGAGGCGAAGGCCUAAGGGCAAUAAGGAGAAAAAGAUCACAAACAUCAUAACUUAAUUAUUAUAGAACUGUGUGAAGUGGGUCCUUCAUGAAUGCGAUCACAGGGCAUGGGCAAUGCACUUAGAUUCUGGUGGAGGUCAAGUUCCUGAUGCGUGAGAGUCUAAGUGGGGCAGUUGUGCUGGUAAAUCUGCAGAGUGAAUUUAAAACUGGACCAAAACCUGGCUAUAAGCACAGCCAGCAAGCGUUUGCAAGCAGUCAGCCUGUUGGGCUUGAGUUUGCUGCCACAAAGAAGGGGAUUCGUCAAUAUGACGGAAUACUGGGUGAGUCAAGGGAACAAAUGGUGCGAGUACUGCAGAAUUUACAUUGCGAACAAUGCGACGAGCAUCCGCAUGCACGAGUUUGGCAACCGCCACAAGGAGAAUGUUGCAAAGCGCCUCGCAGCUAUCCGCCGGGGAAAUGUCAACACCGAACGGGAACGAGAAAGGGCCAUGAAAGAGCUGGAACUGAUUGAAGAGAAAGCGCGGGUACAGUAUGAGAAGGACUUGUCCUGUCUUCAGGGAGAGGGAGAGAGCAAGGAGAAGGUACCACCGACGGGUGUGGAUAGUGCGCAGGUGGCAAGGCCAAGCCAUCAUACAGACGAAGAGGCAGGUGGAGGCGACACCGGGUCAGCUGGUGUUCCGCAGGCAACCGCAGUAGCAACGGACGUAACGGCAGAGGGCUUGUCAACAGACUGGGUUUUAGAUCCUUCAGGCUCUGGGUAUUAUUAUAAUGCCAGCUCCGGUUAUUAUUACGAUCCCAAUUCUGGGCUUUAUUACGGCGAACUCCAUGGGAGGUGGGUAACACAAGAAGAGGCAAUGUGUGGUGCGUCUUCUGCGCACGCUGCACAAUCGCCGUUGCCUCAUGGAGACCUUAGGGAUAACAGCCACGCACAAGAGGUAGCACCGACGUAUGAUGUAGCGGCUGGGCCUGAGCUUCCGCCUUCUUGGGAUAAGGACACAUCAGACAGUGGGUCAAAGUGUGCAGAACCGAAGGUUCCACGGCCUUUGUCUGGUAAUGCAGGCGACAUUUGUACCGAAAAGAGAGAGGCUGGCCCGAAACCUGCAGCACCACUUUCAGGCGCCGUGCAACCGAAAGCUGCCUCGUUAACAAAAGGUAGGGGUGUUAGCUCCUCUCUGGAGGUGUCAAAAAGAAAAAGGGAGGCCCAUCCUAGUGCAACAAGUGAGGAGGAGAUGACUGCCAUUGCAAAGAGAGAGGCUGCUAGGGCGCGCACUGCAGAGAGACAUAAGAAGUUGAUGGGGUUGUAUGGGUAGGAAAGAGGGGUGCAUAUUGUACAUGAAAUGCGAACGAAGGUUUGGCGGAGGAGACAAUUUGAAAAGAAGCCGUAGCAACUGAUGGGUUUGUUUGCGUAGGAACGAGGCAACUGUUGUGCAUGGAAGACAGGCUAAGGGUUGAGGAGGAAGAUGGUUGAGCUGGAAUGGUAGAGGCAAAAGCUGAAGGGGCAGGUGUCUAUGGUAGGAGGGAGGGUUGGAGAAGGAGAUGGUGAAGAUGGAAUAAGUAGAGGCAGGAGGUGAAGGGCGUGUAUUGGUACAAAGGGGGAGGGUGGUGUGCACAUAAUGCAGGCUAGGGUUCACAGCGAACAGAGUUGGCAAGGAGCUGUACUGAUUGUAAUCAAUGUAAUGGUAUGCGUGAUAGAGGUCAAGGCUCCAAGGAGAGGACAUUACAUUGACAGUGCAGAAGGUGCUGAUGACAGGGAGCAAGGAGAGAAGUCAGACACGACUGGAGCAUGAUUGAUGUCGGAGAUACCCUAUCAAAGGGUUGAGGAUGGAGAUGGUUCAGCUGGAAUGUUAGAGGCAGGAGAUGAAUGCGUGUAUGGGUACGAGGGAGGAGGAUGUUGGGCACAAAAAAAGUUUAGGUUAAGGUUUGGGAGAAGACAUCUUUCCGUGAGAAAUUGUAGUGAUGGUAAUGGUAUGGGUAUGCAUGCUUGGGGUCAGGUUUUCAAUUAGAGGACACUGCAUUGACGGUGUGGACGUUACUGACGAGAGGAGGGGCUGGCAGGGGGAGAGAAGUCCAAAGUCAGUGGAGCAAUACUUCAAAGAAUGAUGCGGGUGCGACACAGAUUUGAAUGUAUCUUGUUGCUAUUGCCGCAGUUGGAUUGGAAGCAGAUGAAAGGUUUGCAUUUUUUUUCUCCAUAGCUUUUGUGGGUUUGCUUAAGGUUUUCUGAAAGUGCAUGGUUGUUACUUUCCCCUUUUGUGCAGGCUUUUCAUGGGCCUCUGAUUGUGAGACAAGACCAACAAAGGCAACAGCAAGGG